Molecule: messenger RNA, 1479 nt
Organism: Monoraphidium neglectum
Lineage: Eukaryota; Viridiplantae; Chlorophyta; Chlorophyceae; Sphaeropleales; Selenastraceae
Exons: 11
Coding region: 1-1479 (492 amino acids)
Molecular function (GO): protein binding
Source: RefSeq, a predicted model, not a curated record
AUGGCCAACGUCACAUACGACAUCAUGUGGCGGGAGGCUAUCAUGGAGCUGCUGGACCAGCUGGAGGCGGAGAGCCCAGAGGACGCGUCGCUCGCGCCCAAGGCGCAGUGGGCGGUGAUCUACAUCCACUACCUCCAGAUCUUCCGCCGACUGGAGGUGGCGUACGACCAAGUCGUGCACCCGCAGAAGCGCCAGGACAUUAGGCGCGCCCUCGAGGCCUGCAUGGGGCGGAUGCUGGAGGUCCGGCACUGGAUGGUGAAGCUGAACCGCGGGCUGGAUUUUGUGUCGCUGGAUGACGUCCUGGUGGACAUGAAGCUGGCGCCUGAUGCGCUGGAGGUGCCUGUUCCGCGGUAUUUCGUGGAGGACAGGGCCAAGGAGCUGGAAGACAGGGACAAGUUCUUGAGUGCCCUCCUGGAUAAAUAUGAUCUGGAUGGCAGCAAGAAUGGUGGCGGCAGCACUCUGGCCCCGGCGCCGGCGCCAGCUGGCACGGAGAGCGCAGCGGCACCGCCGUCCGAGGCCGGCGGCGGCGCGGCUCCGCGGCCGCAGCCGCCGCCGCGGCGGCCGCUCGACCCCGGGCCGGCGCUGCCGCUGGCAGAGGCAGCUGCGGCGAUUGCACGCGCGGAGCGCGGCCGGCAGGCGCGCGCGCGCGCGGAGGCGGCGGCCGCUCGACGGCGGCGGCAGUCGCUUGAGGAUCGGCGGGGGCGCACGGGGGUUGCGCUGGGCCGGGACGAGGCGGCCACUCGCAUACAGAGCGCGGCGCGCGGCUUCAUGUGUCGCGUCCGCGUGCGCCGGGCGGCGCAGCAGGAGCUGCAAUUUGUCGGGAUGCUGCCGCACCCCCCAGACCCCGCGAGCGACCCCCAAGCCAAGGAGGCCUCCACCCUGGUGGCGCGCAAGCGGCUGCAGCUGGAGCACCUGGCGGCGUUUGACGACGCGGUGGUGGCGCUCAAGGGGAAAGUGCGGGAGGCGGAGGGGCAGGACAUGCGGGAGGCUAUACAGGACAAGAUCAACGCCUGGUUCAUUCAGAAUUGCAACCCAGAGACGGGCGCCUACCCAGACUUUCCGGACGCUGACGCCGGCGGCUCAAAGCUCAUUUUGGACCCGCCGCCGCCGACGGUGGAAUCGCUAAUCGCCGAGAGCGCGGCUGCGGCCGCCGCGGGCGCGGGCGCCGGCAAGAAGGGCGGCGCGGCGGCGGCGGCGGGGAAGAGGGGGGGCGCGGACGCGAAGAAGGGGGGCGACAAGAAGGGGGCGGGCGGCGGCAAGGACGGCGGGGACGCGGGCCCCGUGGUGGAGGAGACCAUUGGCAGCGCGUUCAUCCCGCUGCUGGAGGCGGCCGUCGCUGAGUACGUGGCAAAGUGGCAGGACCGCGACGAGGGCUCCAACCUGUCCCAGGCCCACGACCCCGAGCUGGUCAAGGAGGAGCUGCGCCCCCUGGUGUUUGACGAGGUCCGGCAGCAGGUGAGGGAGAGCCAGACUCGCUGA